Molecule: messenger RNA, 964 nt
Organism: Metopolophium dirhodum (rose-grain aphid)
Lineage: Eukaryota; Metazoa; Arthropoda; Insecta; Hemiptera; Aphididae
Product: putative nuclease HARBI1
Exons: 2
Source: RefSeq, a predicted model, not a curated record
UUUCAAUGGUUAACAUUUCAAAAUCAGCCGUGUGGUCAGAAUUUAUAUUAUGGUAUAAAAACUUUCACUAUCCAGGUUCCACGUGAAAAAUCACAAUGGCAAAAAAUAGUUCAUGGAUUUGAAAAUAUUUGGAAUUUUCCCUUAUGUAUUGGAGCUAUUGACGGGAAACAUAUUGUUAUUAAAUGUCCAUCAAAUACGGGGUCUGAUUACUACAACUACAAAGGUACUUUUAGUAUUGUACUAUUAGCCUUGGUUGACCAUGAAUAUAAUUUCACUUGUAUUGACAUUGGAAGCUAUGGAAGUAAUUGCGACGCAGGAAUAUUUGCAAAAUCAUCUCUUAAAAAAGCGUUAGAAGAAAAUAAAUUAGAUGUACCAAACAAUUGUGUGAUUUUGGGUAACGAGGCUUUUCCGUUGCAAACAUACUUAAUGAAGCCAUAUGGAAGACGUAACCAUUUAAGUAUUCGUGAAAAAAUAUAUAAUUAUAGACACUGCCGUGCAAGGCGAAUAGUUGAAAAUGCAUUCGGAAUUUUGUCUAGUCGUUUUCGUGUGUUUAGACGACCCAUCUCAUUAACACCAGAAAAAACCAUAAAAUUAGUGAAAGCAGCUUGUGCAUUACAUAACUGGAUUCGUAAGAAUGGAACGUCAUCUAACUCUAUCUCAGUCGACACAGAAAUGGGACAUAUAAUACCAGGAUCAUGGCGUAAAGAUUCCGACCAUUCAGGUUUAAUACAUUUAGGAGCACCAAUGCAACGAAAUUUUACAACAGAGGCAAGACAAAAAAGAGAUUAUUUUGCUGACUAUUUUAUUGGGGAAGGUGCUGUGAAUUGGCAAAACCAAAUGAUCGACUAAAAAUAUAAUUUUGUUUCAUUAUAAUAUACUAUACUUACUAAAUUUGUUUCUGAUUCCCUAACACCAUCAAAAUUCCUUCUCAAGAAACUAUGAGCUGUGGCAAACCAAUUUAAUU